Molecule: messenger RNA, 923 nt
Organism: Ochlerotatus camptorhynchus
Lineage: Eukaryota; Metazoa; Arthropoda; Insecta; Diptera; Culicidae
Product: leucine-rich repeat-containing protein 59
Exons: 4
Coding region: 1-876 (291 amino acids)
Molecular function (GO): protein binding
Source: RefSeq, a predicted model, not a curated record
AUGUCUAAAAGAAUUCCAACAAAACAAGAUGAACGGGAAAAAAUUAACGUACGAGAAAGGUUAACCGAUAACGUGUUAGACUUGAGUCUAAUGAAUAUUUCGGUAGUUCCAGUAGCCGAAAUCAAACCUUUGAAGCGUGCCACAGUUCUAGAUUUAUCAAACAACGUCAUCACAGCUAUAAAUACAGAGUUUACUACACUAGUUCAGUUAACAAAAUUGGAUCUUAGUAACAAUAAAAUCAGGUUGAUAACAGAUGACUUUGGAAAUCUCGUUAAUCUUCGUCAUCUGGAUCUCUACAAUAAUCAAAUUGAACGACUUCCAUUGAGUUUCGGUCGCCUGAAAAAGCUUAAAUAUCUUGACCUGAAAAAUAACCGCCUUAAUCCGGUGUUUUCGAAAAUAGUAGGAACAUGCACAGACCAGAAGGAUUGCAUUGAAGCAGCUAGAAAAGCGGUUACAUUUAUGGUUGACAUUGAGCAACAGGUUCUGGAGGAGCGCCGCAAGGAAAAGGAACAAAAAGAAUUAGAACUACAGCGAGAGCAGGGUAAAGCUCUUCAGGAAGCUAAGCAAUCCGAUAAAGCCAAUCCAGAUAAGAAAAAGAAAAAUAAAAACAAAAAAUCCAAGGUCGACAGCUCACAACCAGUAAACAACCAAAUGGAUGAUGUUGCUACUAAUAAUAAGGUCACCCAAAAGGAAAUAAAAGGAAUCUGUAACACGGAAAAUGAUAGAAAAACUUCAGGCAUGGGAAUAGUCAGGUAUUUUCUACUGGCUGCUCUUGUUGUCAUAGUUCUUACAAUAGUUUUUAUGUUUAAAGCAGAAUUGAUUGAUGAAAUUUUUGGUCGAGGUAGCAUUGAAAUUUUAGAGGAAUAUAUUAAGUAAAAUCCAUUGAGCGAUAUGAAAUAUUAAAGAUAAACGGUAAAACUGUA